Molecule: messenger RNA, 711 nt
Organism: Aureobasidium pullulans EXF-150
Lineage: Eukaryota; Fungi; Ascomycota; Dothideomycetes; Dothideales; Saccotheciaceae
Exons: 5
Coding region: 1-711 (236 amino acids)
Biological process (GO): mRNA splicing, via spliceosome
Cellular component (GO): nuclear speck
Molecular function (GO): RNA binding
Source: RefSeq, a predicted model, not a curated record
AUGUCGCGCUCCGCUACCACCCUCUACGUUUCCGGCUUUGGUCCCGCAACCCGCGCCCGUGACCUCGCCUAUGAGUUCGAACGCUACGGCCGUCUUGUCCGUUGUGACAUUCCCGCUCCCCGUACCUCUUCCAGCAGACUUUUCGCCUUUGUCGAGUACGAGAGCCGUCGCGACGCCGAUGACGCUUACCAUGAGAUGCACAACCGCCGCAUCAGCCGCAGCGAAGAAUUGAAGAUUGAGUGGGCCAGAACUCCUCCUUCCGCCUCCUGGCGCUUCGAUGCUGGCCGUCCCCCUCGUGGUGAGCGCGGUGAUCGUGGUGACCGUGGCGAUCGUGCAGACCGUGGCGACCGUGGUGAUCGCCGCGACCGUUCUCCCCGUCGCCGCUCCAUCAGCCCUGCACCUCGUUCCCGCCGUGGUGAUAACUCUCCUCGCAAGGAAGACCGCCGUGAGCGCGACUACGACCGCCGCGACCGUACCCGUAGCCCCGAGGACCGUGAGCGCGAGAGAGAGCGCGAUGUGAGAGAGCGUGAUGAUGACCGCGAACGCGACACCAAGCGUGAAGACGAUCGUGAGCCUGAGGAACGCCCUCGUGAGGACCGCGAGGACCGCGAGAGAGAAGAACGCGAGCCUAACGGCGAGGAGGCCAAGGAACCCGCCGUGGAGUCUCCUCCUGCCGCCGCAGCCCACGAUGACCUCGACACGGCAGAGUAG